AUGUCCGCCUCCCUACUCAACAAGUCCCUCGCCAGUCUUGGGGAACCUAGAGCUUCUACCCCGCAACCAGACAACACCGACGACACUCGUGUUCUUGGUUAUGACCCGCUUCUCCCACCCCAAAUCCUGCAAAUGGAGUACCCCCUAACCCCCACAGCCAUCGAAACAAUCCGCAAAGGCCGCAAAGCUGCCUCCGACAUCAUCCGUAAAUACGACGACCGUCUCCUCGUCGUCGUCGGCCCAUGCAGCAUCCACGACGUCGACGCCGCCAUCGACUACGCCAAGAGGUUGAAACCGCUUGCGGACGAGCUGCAGGACGAUUUGCUGAUUGUGAUGCGCACCUACUUUGAAAAGCCGCGCACGACUGUUGGGUGGAAGGGGCUUAUCAAUGACCCGGAUAUGGAUGGGUCGUUCCAGAUCAAUAAGGGCUUAAGGAUUGCUCGUGGGUUGCUUUGCACUCUGUCCGACCUAGGCCUCCCAGUAGGCGGCGAGCUCCUCGACACCAUCUCCCCGCAAUUUCUCGGCGAUCUCCUCACAUGGGGCGCGAUCGGCGCACGUACCACCGAGUCGCAGCUGCAUCGCGAGCUGGCGUCUGGAUGCAGUUUCCCCGUUGGGUUCAAGAAUGGGACGGAUGGAGGGAUCACUGUUGCUAUUGAUGCUAUGACGUCCGCAGCAAACCCCCACCACUUCCUCGGCGUAACCAAACAAGGCCUCGCAGCCAUCACAAAAACAAAGGGCAACCCAACAACCCACAUAAUCCUCCGCGGCGGCACAUCCGGCCCCAACUUUUCCCCCACCCACAUCCACACCAUCCGCACCACCCUCACAACCUCCGCCAAACCCGCCUCCAUCAUGGUCGACUGCUCCCACGGCAACUCGCUCAAAGACCACCGCAACCAACCCGCCGUCGCCGAAUCCAUCGCGUCCCAACUCGAGGGCGGUGAGAGGGACAUUGUCGGGGUUAUGGUCGAGAGUAAUAUCGGGGAGGGGGCUCAGAAGGUGCCGAAGGAAGGGCCCGCGGGGUUGAAGUAUGGGGUUAGCAUUACGGAUGCGUGUAUUGGGUGGGAGGAUACGGUCAAGGUGCUGAGGAGAUUGGCGGAGGCUACUGGGAAGAGGAGGAGGGCGGCGGCUGGUGGGCAAUGA
Messenger RNA from Fimicolochytrium jonesii, 1143 nucleotides. RefSeq lists its product as uncharacterized. Bases 1 to 1143 code for a protein of 380 amino acids. Gene Ontology annotation, cellular component: cytoplasm. NCBI's taxonomy places the organism in Eukaryota, Fungi, Chytridiomycota, Chytridiomycetes, Spizellomycetales, Powellomycetaceae. Gene Ontology annotation, biological process: aromatic amino acid biosynthetic process. The record is from RefSeq and is a predicted model, not a curated record. Gene Ontology annotation, molecular function: 3-deoxy-7-phosphoheptulonate synthase activity. The transcript has 5 exons.